Molecule: messenger RNA, 1342 nt
Organism: Microplitis demolitor
Lineage: Eukaryota; Metazoa; Arthropoda; Insecta; Hymenoptera; Braconidae
Product: alpha-ketoglutarate-dependent dioxygenase alkB homolog 4
Exons: 3
Coding region: 103-1005 (300 amino acids)
Biological process (GO): oxidative demethylation
Molecular function (GO): demethylase activity; oxidoreductase activity
Source: RefSeq, a predicted model, not a curated record
UGUUUUUCUACUUAUAUAUAUGUAUGUAUAACCUUUAAAACAUUCAUCAGUAUCUUUCUUAAAAUUCAUUAGUUCAAAAUUUAUAUUUGAAAUAAAUAAAUAAUGGAAACUGUAAGACCUUGUGGAUGUAAAGGUAUAAGGACUUGUCUAAUCUGUGAAGAGGAGUAUAAAAUUUUAAAAUCCAAUCCAUUUGAAGAAUUACGAAAAUUACCUAGCUACGUUUAUUGUCCUGAAUGUGAUCAAGCUUGGCCUGGGUGGGAUAUCAAUAUAUACAAAGAACAUCCAAAUCAUACUGGAAAUCCUGUAUAUUAUUCUGGAGUUUAUAUUAAGUUAAAUUUUUUAAGCGAAAAAGAAACAAAUAAUCUGAUAACAGAUAUUGAUAAUUUACCAUGGGAUAUUUCUCAAAGUGGAAGAAGAAAACAAAAUUAUGGACCUAAAUGUAAUUUUAAAAAACGCCGACUUAGUCUUGGAAAUUUUAAUGGUUUUCCGAUUACUACGAAAUUUAUUCAAAAAAAAUUAUCACAAGUUCCACUUUUAGAAGGGUUUAAAACAAUAGAACAAUGUAGUUUAGAAUAUACUCCAGAACGUGGGGCUUCUAUUGAUCCUCAUAUCGAUGACUGUUGGAUUUGGGGAGAAAGAAUCGUUACAGUAAACGUAACUGGAGAUUCCGUACUCACUAUGUCUCCUUAUCAAGGAUCUACUGCACGUUAUAACUUAGAUCAUGUUUCCACUUAUUCUUCAGUUGUUCCACAAAUGUAUUGUAAUGGUAAAAAUGUUGAAAACGUACCAGAGAAUGCGGUAAUUCGAUUGCCAAUGCCUGCUAAAUCUUUAAUAGUUUUAUAUGGUAAUGCAAGAUAUAAUUGGGAACAUGCAGUAUUACGAGAAGAUAUUCAAAAUCGAAGAGUAUGUAUUGCUUAUCGAGAAUUUACACCAUCUUAUCUUCCUCUCGGACUGCAUAGUGAUAAAACUGAAGAAAUUUUAAUUAAAGCUCAAAAUUUUUGGUAACUAAAGAUACAUAGAAUCAUCUCUCACUUUUUAACUUCAAUAUAUGUUUAAUGUAAAUCUGAAUUUAUAACUAAAAAUAAUAGUAUCUGAUUACAGAAGAAAAAUAUUAACUUUCGUAAAUUAUUAAUAUUUCAAUUCUUAACUGUCGCAGUUUGUAAAGAAAUAAAUUUUCAAGGAUAUAUUUCAAAAUUUAAAUUUACUGGAUACAAAAAGAUAAACCAUAUUUUAAACAUUUAUAAAUGAUAUUUUAAUAAUAAUUUAAUUGUUGACAAAAUUAGUUAAAUUAAUUUAUUGUUUUACAUAUUGAUAAUUUAUUAUGAAUUAGGAUAAGUCAAUG